CCUUAACCAACAACAACGACAUCAACACAUCAGGCCUCCCUCGCAGUCAGUCAGUCGCCUAUUCACCUGUUUUCACGUCACGUCUCGUUUCUUUUCUGCUUCGCUCUUCUUUUUGGUGUUAAUUACCGGUCUCCUCAGCAUUCAUGGAUCAGAUCCUCAAGUGCAACCACCUCCGAUGCAGGGCGGCUUUGGGCAAUCAAGGAGUCGUUACGACGUGUUCGCACAUCUUCUGCGUUGAUUGGUGGAUUUUGACAAUAACCUCGAACCCUAAGUUCGAGCUGAUUGAAGUCUACAGUGCGAACCAACUCUUCACCGCCGACAGAACGUGUCCUGCUUGUGAGACGACGCUUGGUGAACCGGAUGACGUCGUAUUGACUAAUCUCAAUCCCACUGAUGACUACAAGACGAGCGUCCUUGCAGGUCUUUCUCCGAACAUCAUUGUGGAGAUAUGCAGCCGUGCUUUAAGCUUCUGGACGUACCAAGCUACUCAGGAGAUCGUGUACCAAGAGUUCAUGUCGAAGACGCUGCAGGAGAAGUAUGGUGCAUUGAAUGCCCAGAUGGAUAGUGUCGUUCGAGAUGCGAACAACGAGAUUACCGCUUUGCAAGAGAAGUUGGAGACUACUAAGCAGCAACAAGGCAACGAGAAGAGGCGUAACCACGAACUCAUCGAGAGCUUGCAGGACAAGUCGAGGCAGUUCAGCAAGCUACAACUCCUCUACGACAAACUCAAACGCAAGGCUCUCCUCUCCCCCAUGCAAAACGCCGCAACCCAAAACAUCGACGCAGCAGCGUACCAAAACAUGCCCACCCACGCCUCACCACCCGCCGGCAAGAUCUCUUUCCCUGGCCCUCGUGCCUUCGCUCCCGACAACAGGCAAGAACAGCAGCAACCUCAAGACUGGUCUCAGGACGGUCCGGUUCAAGUCGCGCAGACUCCUCGUCCGCAUCACAACGUCGGGAAUCCGAGGAAUGCUGGGAGGACGCCGUUGGCUGCGAUGCAUGGGAAUACCCCGUAUGCCGGACGUCCGAGGGGAGGGAGUGGUGGGAAUGGUGGUGGGUUGAUUAAGCCUAUGGGGGCCACGCCGAUGGGAGGGAGGGGGAAUCCGGGGUUGAUGAGGCCGAGCCAUACGAGGACAGGAGGAGGAGGAGGAUGGGGUGGGUAAGCGCUACGCAAGGACGAGGUGAGCACGCUAUCUGAAGGAAGCGAACCAUGGACGUCAAGUAUGAUUAUGUAUUGACG
Messenger RNA from Saitoella complicata NRRL Y-17804, 1240 nucleotides. RefSeq lists its product as uncharacterized. NCBI's taxonomy places the organism in Eukaryota, Fungi, Ascomycota, Saitoellomycetes, Saitoellales, Saitoellaceae. Gene Ontology annotation, cellular component: synaptonemal complex. The record is from RefSeq and is a predicted model, not a curated record. The coding region runs from base 144 to 1163 and encodes 339 amino acids. Gene Ontology annotation, biological process: reciprocal meiotic recombination. The transcript is spliced from 7 exons. Gene Ontology annotation, molecular function: ubiquitin protein ligase activity.